AUGUUCCUCACCAGCAACCGCAUCGGCGCCUUCGACCAAGCCUUCCAAUCCAGAAUCCACAUCACAAUCGGCAUGCCAGAAUUUGACGAACCCCUCCGCAAAGAAGUCUGGAAGAUCUUCAUCCAAGACCUCGGCCGCAAGCGCCGCGACGGCUCACCGGCUCUCCUCUCACGGGAAGAGUGCAAGGCGCUAGGCAGCGAACCCCUCAACGGCAGGCAAAUCCGCAACUGUGUCAGGAGCGCGUUGGCACUGGCGGAAGAUAAGGGGGUCAAGCCGGACGCGAGCCACUUCAACAAGGUCCUUAAGCUCGGGAAUGCGUUCACCCAGUACAUGACCAAAUUGCAAAAGGCAGAGGCUGAGGAGAUAGCUCAAAUCAAAGGUGACCGACUGGCAGCAAUGAAGGACAUCAUGGCGCGGGAUAAUGAUCUGUGA
Messenger RNA from Colletotrichum fioriniae, 432 nucleotides. The record is from RefSeq and is a predicted model, not a curated record. NCBI's taxonomy places the organism in Eukaryota, Fungi, Ascomycota, Sordariomycetes, Glomerellales, Glomerellaceae.